CACACGGACAAUCUACAUGCUACCACAGUCUACCCUACGACGGUAUACCGUCGAUGAAGAGAGCGAUUCCCCGAUGAAUUCUCCUGCUGCGACCGCGGACGAUGCGACAGCCUUCGCGAUUGACGCUGCUCCGAGUAUGGGCGACGCUAUUCCUCCCGGGAGUAUAGGCGACGCUAACCCUACCACGACCGCCGCCGCUACCUCCACAAACGAAGCCAUACCCGCAACUAUCAGUGCUGCACCCUCCGCGACCGAGACCACUCCUACCACAACCGACGCUACGCAAACCGUGAACGACGCUGCACCUACCACGAGCGACGCUGCACCUACCCCAAACAAGGCCGCUCCCACCACAAUCGACACUACCUCCCUCACUACCGACGCCCCACCACCCGCCCUAACCCUCCACACCCCCGCCCAGAUCACCGCUCUCGCUCUCGUGCCGCAUGAUAUCUGUGCGGACACGCUGAUUGCUGGCUCGGCCGACGGCACCCUCCGCGUCUACGACCUAACGCACGGAAAGGUCCUGCGCGCAGUGCGCGGGCUCGGGGACGAGGUGGCGAGCAUAGCCAUCGUCGUGCCAGAUAAGAAGGGGAAGGAUACGGGCAAGGACAAGGGGAAGGGUACGGACAAGGACAAGGGGAAGGGUGCGGACACGGACAAGGGGAAGGGUGCGGACAAGGAAUCAAGUUUGCGAGCCUGGGUCGCGUGUGGGAGGAAAGUCCUCCACUUCGACCUCUCGCCCAGCGCACCCAUGCUGCAGACGGCGAAGGACGCGGCGGCGGCGGUCGAUGUGUGCGAGGAGGACGAGGGGGAUGCGGUCAAUGGGCUCGCCCUCCUCCCCCGCGGCACGCACCUCGCGUUCUGCACCGACGCGGGCGCGGUGGGCGUGCUGGAAGUAGACAAGGUCGGCGUGCUCGACAUUGACCCCGGAAAAAUCAGAAGAUUAAGAGGAAGGCAUUCGAAUCUCGCCUCCACCCUCCACCCCGUCCCGCACC
Schizophyllum commune H4-8 is the source of this 998-nucleotide messenger RNA. RefSeq lists its product as uncharacterized. The record is from RefSeq and is a predicted model, not a curated record. The transcript has 5 exons. NCBI's taxonomy places the organism in Eukaryota, Fungi, Basidiomycota, Agaricomycetes, Agaricales, Schizophyllaceae. The annotation marks the transcript as partial. Gene Ontology annotation, molecular function: protein binding.